This is a messenger RNA of Vicia faba (fava bean), 1197 nucleotides long. The record is from the annotation of a GenBank genome assembly. NCBI's taxonomy places the organism in Eukaryota, Viridiplantae, Streptophyta, Magnoliopsida, Fabales, Fabaceae.
AUGGCGAAGCCAAUGAUUCUUUCAUGCUUUCUUCUGUUUUGCUUCUGUUUAUUACAAACACAGGUUAUAGUUGCUAUUUUGGAUCCAACUGAUUUUCUAGCUUUGCAAUCUAUUCGGAAAUCUCUAGAAGACAUGCCUGGUUCUGAUUUCUUUUCUUCAUGGGAUUUCACUGCUGAUCCUUGUAACUUCUCCGGCGUCUUAUGUGAUUCCGAUAAGGUUAUCGCACUCAACCUCGGUGAUCCGAGAGCCGGUGCAACGGGUUUAACGGGACGCCUUGACGCCGCCAUUGGUAAACUCUCUUCUCUAGUCGAGUUUACCGUUGUUCCGGGAAGGAUAUACGGUACUCUGCCUCAAACCGUUUCCAAUUUGAAGAGCCUCAAGUUUCUUGCUAUUAACAGAAACUUCAUCUCCGGCGAGAUUCCGGUGGAGUUAGGUGAGUUACGCAGUCUUAAAACUAUUGAUCUCAGUUACAACCAGGUCACCGGAAAAAUUCCUCCGACGGUCGGAUCAUUGCCGGGGCUAACAAAUCUCAUCCUCUGCCAUAACCGUCUCACCGGUUCUAUCCCUCGGUUCGAUUCUCAGAGCUUGACCCGGUUGGACCUAAAGCACAACACUCUCACCGGUUCACUUGGUCCAAACUCUCUCCCUCCGUCACUUCAGUAUCUCUCCUUGUCAUGGAAUCAACUCACCGGCUCAAUGGACCGGGUUCUGACUCACCUCGAGGAGCUAAACUAUUUAGACCUUAGUUUAAACCAGUUCACUGGACCCGUUCCCGGUCGGAUAUUUUCAUUUCCACUAAGCAAUCUCCAAUUACAAAGAAACCAGUUCUCCGGUUCAGUUGAACCAGUGGAUCAAGUUGCAAUUCCAACCGUUGAUCUAAGUUUCAACAGAUUAUCCGGUCAGAUAUCACCAAUGCUAGCUAGCGUGCAGAAUCUUUACCUGAACAACAACCGGUUCUCGGGUCGGGUACCGGCUAGCUUUGUGGAUCGGUUAUUGGAUGCGAGUAUUCAGAUACUGUAUUUGCAGCAUAACUAUCUAACGGGGAUUGAGAUUAGUCCAACGGCUGUGAUUCCAGAGAGAAGCUCAUUGUGUAUGCAGUAUAAUUGCAUGGUCCCGCCCGUAGAGACUCCCUGCCCUUUGAGGGCUGGAAAACAGAAAACAAGACCUACCACACAGUGCAACCAGUUUAAGGGCUGA